AUGGAUCAGCAGACGAACAACAUUCAAGAAAACUAUGGUUCUCGUUUGCAAAAAAUUCACUCAGCAGAAUUUUUGGAUCAAAAAUUUGGUUUCCAACGUUACACUGAUAUAGAAUGGAAGGAUGCCUGGUUGUUGAAUGUUCAGUCGGCGGAAAUGAUAGAUGAACAGACGAAAAAUAUCAUUGCAGUGUGCGACUUUUAUUUCAUUCAAGAAGAUGGAGGACGUUUUAAGAUAUCCUAUCCAUUUCGUCCAUAUCUAUAUAUUGCAACGCUUCCUUCAUUUGAACAUCAGGUCCUAUCAUAUUUAUCCAAGAAAUAUGCAAGUAUAAUUACAACCAAUAUCGUGGAAAAAGAAGACCUUGAUUUAAAAAAUCAUCUAUCAGGAUUAAAACGGACAUAUUUGAAGAUUUCAUUCCCAAGUUUAAGUGAACUUCUAAAGUUCAAAAAAGAUAUCACACCAAUACUCAAGAGAAAUCAGGAAAGAGAAAAGCAAACAACUUCAUAUACUAAUCUUCUUACCAGACAUUUUGGUCUGCAGGAAGUGCUGUCCGAUGAAGGCGGUGUUUUAGAAAAAAUUAUUGAUUUGAGGGAACAUGAUUUACCCUACCAAAUGAGGGUGUGCAUUGAUCUGGAAGUAUUCGUAGGUCUGUGGUAUCGGGUAACAGGAAGAGAUCUCGAUCGAAAGCCAAAAAUAACUCGUCAUCCAACGUUGAUUGAUCCACCGGAACCAGUUGUUUUAGCUUAUGAUAUUGAAGUUACGAAGCUUCCUUUGAAAUUUCCGGACAGCAGUUUUGAUGAAAUCAUGAUGAUUUCUUAUAUGGUUAAUGGAAACGGUUUCUUAAUUAUUAAUAGGCAAAUUAUUUCCUCAGAUGUGGAUGAUUUUGAGUAUACUCCAAGACCAGAAUAUAAGGGAAUAUUCCGGGUUAUCAAUUUGCCUGAUGAAAAAACCGUUAUCAAAUAUUUUUUUGACCAUAUCAUUCGGCUGCGUCCAACUGUAUUCGUCACUUACAAUGGCGAUUCAUUUGAUUGGCCUUUCGUAGAAGCUCGUGCUGCAGUGCAUAAUUUGAAUAUGCAGACGGAAAUUGGUGUUUCGAGAAAUUCUUCCGGAGAAUACAGAGCUACAAAUGCAGUCCAUCUUGAUGCGUUCAAGUGGGUGAAACGUGAUAGUUAUCUACCGGUGGGAAGUCAGAAUCUAAAAGCCUGUACUAAAGCUAAACUUCGGUAUGAUCCAGUUGAGCUUGAUCCUGAACAAAUGUGUGCAAUGGCAAAAGACGAACCUCAAAUGUUGGCAAACUAUUCAGUGUCUGAUGCUGUUGCAACCUAUUAUUUAUACAUUAAAUAUGUUCAUCCAUUCAUUUUUGCGUUGUGUACAAUCAUACCUCUGGGUCCCGAUGAUGUACUUCGCAAAGGUUCCGGUACACUAUGUGAAGCACUUUUGAUGGUUAAAGCUUUCCAGAAUAAUAUCAUUUUCCCGAAUAAAUCCUUACAUUAUGGAACAAAAUAUACCACUGAUGGACAUGUAAUUGAAAGUGAAACAUAUGUUGGAGGCCAUGUUGAAGCUUUGGAAUCUGGUGUUUUCCGCGCCGAUAUUCCGGAAAAAUUUCGAAUCAUCCCGGCCGCAAUUCUAGAUUUAAAACGAGAUGUUAGAAAAACAUUAAGUGAUUCAUUGAUUCGUGAAUUCGGUGUUACCAUGGAUGAAGUCAUUGAUUUUGACAAAGUUGUAAGUAAGGUUGAAACACAACUUGAUGACUUUAUUAAGAGACCUUUACGCCUUGAAACUCCUAAAAUCUAUCAUUUGGAUGUGGGUGCAAUGUAUCCCAAUAUUAUACUUACCAAUCGUCUUCAGCCAUCAGCAGUUGUUACAAAUGAAGACUGUAUUGCUUGUGUGUAUAAUUCACCAGAAGCAAAAUGUCAGAGAACGAUGCGAUGGGAAUGGCGUGGUGAAAUCAUGCCUGCCUCAAGAGGCGAAUAUGAACGCAUUUUGCAACAACUAGAAAAUGAAACAUUUGGUAAACCACCAAGAGCAUUUCAUAGCUUAGAUUAUGAGCAAAGAGUUCAAAUUGAAGCAAAACGGGUAAAAGAUUUUUGUAAACGUGCUUACGGUAAAACUCACAUAACGAGGAAUGAGUAUCGUUAUACGACGAUUUGUGAACGGGAAAAUGCAUUUUAUGUGGAUACCGUAAAAUCUUUCCGAGACAGACGAUAUGAGUACAAAGCAAUGCUUAAAAAAGCUAAAGCUGUUCUAGACGAAGUAUCGGAGGAUGAUAUUCAUGCUUUAAAAACAGCCCAGGGACGCAUUGUUCUCUACGAAAGUUUGCAGCUUGCACAUAAAUGCAUCUUAAACUCAUUUUAUGGAUAUGUCAUGCGGAAAGGAGCAAGAUGGUUUUCAAUGGAAAUGGCUGGUAUAGUUUGCCAUACUGGUGCAAAUAUUAUCACCGAAGCGCGGAAGCUUGUAGAACGUAUUGGUAAACCUCUGGAACUUGAUACAGAUGGAAUAUGGUGCUUAAUUCCGGGGACUUUUCCGGAGAAUAUUACUUUCACUUUGAACAGUUCUAAGCGUAAAACGGUAACUGUUUCAUAUCCGGGUGCAAUUCUCAAUGCGCUUAUUCAUGACAAAUUUACAAACAAUCAAUUUCAUCAACUUGAACCGGAUGGAACAUAUUCUGUAACUUCCGAAAAUUCCAUAUUUUUCGAAGUAGAUGGGCCAUACUUGGCGAUGAUUCUUCCAGCUUCUAGAGAAGAAGGCAAAAAACUGAAAAAAAGAUAUGCAGUUUUCAAUUUUGAUGGUUCACUUGCUGAGCUAAAAGGAUUUGAAGUGAAACGGCGUGGCGAAUUAGCACUGAUUAAGUAUUUCCAGAGUUCAGUUUUUAAAGCAUUUCUUAAAGGCGAAAGUCGUGCAGAAGCAUAUGAGCAUGCUGCAAAAGAAGCCAACUAUUGGCUGGAUGUAUUAUUUUCGAAAGGCGCUAGUCUGCCAGAUUACGAAUUGUUUGAUCUAAUUGCGGAAAAUCGGAGCAUGUCAAAAAAACUUGAUGAUUACGGUGAACAAAAAUCAACAUCUAUUUCAACUGCGAAGCGUCUUGCAGAGUUUCUUGGUGAUGAUAUGGUUAAAGAUGUUGGGCUUGCUUGCCGUUUUAUUAUUUCAAAGAUGCCACUUGAUGCACCUGUCGCACAAAGAGCUAUCCCUUUGGCUAUAUUCCAAGCAACACCAAACGUCUGUGCUCAUUAUCUUCGAAAAUGGACCAAAGAUACAAAAAUUACCAAAGAUAAUAUCGAUAUCCGAAAUAUUAUCGACUGGGAAUAUUAUAUUGAACGUUUUGGAGCUACCAUUCAGAAAAUUAUCUCAAUUCCAGCUGCUCUGCAGAAUGUUCCGAAUCCAGUUCCACGCGUUCCAUUUCCAGACUGGUUGGAGAACAAGCGGCAACAACGAAAAAAUGAUCACAAACAACCUAAAAUCAAUGAAAUCUUCAAAAAAACCGCUGCACCGGCUUUUACACCUGAUAUUGAAAGUAUUAGCAUUUCAAGAGCUACGAAUUACAGUUCAUUGGAUAAUGUUACUUUCUUCAACGAUUCACAAAACUUAGAGAAGGGUUCAAUAUCUAUUCAAAAGACUGACCGGUGGAUGGUGAUACAAAAAAAAACAAUUGUUGAACAUGGAGUUGAAGAAUGGUUACGAUAUUUGAAGGCGAAAUGGAAGAAAGAAAGAGAAGAGAAGAAGCGUAAAAGGCAAAAUGCUUUAUCUAAAGGUAUUACACCAAUUAUUUCAGUGCUUGAACGUGGUAAACAGAUGAUGCAAGAUACAGUGUGGCAAAUUAUUAAGAUAUCAGAAACUCCAAGCAAAGGUCUGAUGGUAUUGUGGUGUAUAAUUCUUGAUAAAAUGGUGAAACUCAAUGUGCGAAUGCCACGGAUUAUUUAUGUAAAUAAUCGUGAAGAAAAUGGUAAUUCUGGUAUUCUAGUUAAGCGCAUUCUCCCACGUUUGAAGCCAGUUUUUAAUUUACGACGAUAUGUUAUCGAUGAAAGGAUAUUUGAAUCAAGUUUAAAUCAGUUGAACAAAGAGCUAUGUGCGAUGAGAAUUGAAGGUGUUUAUGAGUCACAGAUGCCGAUACUCUUCCGAGCUGUACUUACCUUAGGCUGUAGCUGUCGAUUAAAACCGAAUUUUAAAACAAAUUCAGCCUCCACAUAUGAUUCCGAACAACUUGAACCGGAUUUCUCGGUGCAAUAUCUCCCGGAAAAUAGUAUUCGCACCUUGUUCUUUUAUGAGCACCAGCAGGACAGUCGAUGUGUUAUAGCGGUAUUCAAUACAGCAUCAAGCGAAGCGCACAUUGUUGUAGUGAACAAAACUGAAUUAAAUUUGCCGAAUUUAUCAAAUAUGUAUGCCAGCGAGAAAACAAAUUUAUCUUCUGAUGUUGGUGUUUCCUUUUUGAACCGCAAGAAUGAUAUGAAUUUCAUUGUAAGUCAGUGCGUUACGGUCGAAAGGGCUGAUCGAAUAAUUCAGAGAUAUAUUCGAAAUUUGCAUCAUGUUGACAGUUACCCAGUAAUGAUUGCUGUGCAAUCGAGACAACAAUUAUCUGCAUUGGUUAAGCGAUUGCCAUCUCUUGAUAACUAUCCUCUUGUGCGAAUUCAUGCUUGUGAACCAUCUGGUCUUUUUAAUGUUCUGGAUUGGCAACGUAUUGUCCUGAGAAGAAUUAUCAAACAUUACUUCAAUAUGUUUCUAUAUUUGCAUCAAUAUGUAGAAGUGAGCCGUUAUUUGCAUGUUCCGAUUGGUAAUAUACCAGAAGAUUUUUCUACAUUUGGUCCAGAUGUACUAUUUGCACGAAGUUUGAUCAAUCAGGGAUAUGUUCUAUGGGCAUCACCGCUUAGCCGACCGGAUCUUGGUGGUAAGGAACUGGAUGAUGCCCGUCUAAACGCUGUUUGGUCAUCACUUUCCGUCAAUAAGCAAUCAAUUUGUGUGGUUAAUGAGUCCUGCUUGGAAACUGAUAUAUGUGUUGAGCUGGAAUUGGGCGCAGUUGAUGUCACAGCAAUUGUGCAGUCAGCAAGUAUCGCUGAUGCAGAAGGUGGUGUGGAUUCGGUCGGAUUUUUGACUGGAACUGUUUUGUCAGCAGAUGCGCUUCUUGGAUAUGUCCGAAGUAUUGCACAGUAUGAUGAAGGCGCCGCGGUGGCAGGUCCAUUAAAAGUCCUUCGACUAUUGUUGCAUGACUGCAUCAAAGAUAUUCAUCUAUAUGGUAAUAAAAUUGCUGAUCAAGUAAUCAUUAGCCUUGAUCGCUGGUUACGCACACAACAUGCAUUAAUGUAUGAUCCUGCAAUUGUUCGCGUAGUUGAUAUACUAAUCACCAAGCUAAUCCUUUUGCUAGUUGCUGAACUAAAUCGUUUGGGCGGACGUGUUAUUUACGCAUCUAAUUCACGACUUAUUAUGUGCACGAAACGCUCGUCUCUUGAACAUGCGCAAUCAUUUGUAAACAGCUUGCUGUUAUCACUUGAAGAGCACUCAAUUUUUGCAUCACUGAAUGUUAAAGCAAUUAAAUUUUGGGAUAUUUUAUUGUGGAUUGAUACGAAUGAUUAUAUUGGAAUUCUUUUGGGUGAAGAAGAAGAAGGCAACGAAGUCACUGUGAAACUUGGUACAUCUAAUUUUAUUGAGGGAGAAAAUUAUCGAAAUUUGUUCAAACAGACAUUAAUCGGAUAUCUUGUCUUAGUAGCUCGGAAUGUAAGAUCAACUAACAGCGUAGAGGAGCAGCAACAGUAUCGCUUAAAUCUGGUGGGGAACGAGGUUACAGAACAAAUGUUUGAUUUCCUUAAUAAUUUGUCAUUAAGUUCUGAUAUUCGGGAAAAUAUUGAUUUGCGAGAUUCAAUUAUUUUGAUGGUGAAAGGAAUAUCGCAUUUCAUUGGACUCGACUGUAUUGUUUAUGAAUCGAUUUCAAAGUUGCGUUAUCAACUUCUACGUAUGUUGGAUGUGAAUGAUGCAUCAUAUGAUGGUACAUGGCAAUCGUUGAACGUUUCGUGCACCUUGACCCAAUUAUUUUGUACCGUUUGUUGCCAGUCAAAUGAUUUGGAUAUAUGCCAAUCAGAAGCAUGGAUUUGUCCAAGCUGUGGGAAACAUUUCGACUCAUUUACCAUUGAACAACUUCUAAUAGAACGAGUGAAUCAGCUUCUGAUCGCUUAUACAAUACAAGAUUUAAAGUGUACACGUUGUGGAGCGGUUCGAAGACAUAACCUUUCCCUUUUCUGCGAUUGUUGCGGUGUUGAGGAAAACAUUAUAUCACCUGCCGAACUUCGCUUCAACCUGGAAACGAUUGGGAAAAUAGCUCAACAACAUGACCUUAUGUGCUUAUCUGAAUUAUGUGAAUGGACGCUGUUCUGA
This is a messenger RNA of Brugia malayi, 6351 nucleotides long. It is a transcript of the gene Bma-pole-1, whose product is annotated as DNA polymerase family B, exonuclease domain containing protein. Gene Ontology annotation, cellular component: nucleus; epsilon DNA polymerase complex. The record is from RefSeq and is a predicted model, not a curated record. Gene Ontology annotation, molecular function: DNA-directed DNA polymerase activity; zinc ion binding; DNA binding. The transcript has 40 exons. Gene Ontology annotation, biological process: nucleotide-excision repair, DNA gap filling; DNA replication; base-excision repair, gap-filling. Lineage: Eukaryota; Metazoa; Nematoda; Chromadorea; Rhabditida; Onchocercidae. The coding region runs from base 1 to 6351 and encodes 2116 amino acids.